AUGAAGGUAUUAGUGGCCUUAAUGUUAACCACCCACGUCAAGACCCUGCCACCACCCAACGGCAUCCCACCAACCAUUGUAUGCGGCGCAUACCAUUUGUUCUCCAACUACUGCACGAAUUCUGAAUCAUAUGACAAGGCUGAAUUCAUUGAUAAGAUGAAUGCAUGCCCAUUUGAAUACCGAGCCGUAUAUACCACCGAAGGCGAGAGUACCACUCUCACCUUUCCUGUCAUCGAUGGAAAGGAAUUCAAGCUGUCUAAUAUAUGGGAUAUCGACUACGUAAUACUACCCGCCGACCCCACCCCCGACAAUACUAACUACUUCAACAUGAUCUUUUCAUUCCGUCCUGGCAGAGGUACGGGACUGCCUAUUCUUCUGCGAGGGUCAGGCCAACGCACAUACGCUAACCAACCCAUAUACGAAAACAGCUGUUUCUACUUCGAGUAUUUAGGUAACGCAGGUGUCAGGCCCUGA
Molecule: messenger RNA, 474 nt
Organism: Gregarina niphandrodes
Lineage: Eukaryota; Apicomplexa; Conoidasida; Eugregarinorida; Gregarinidae
Exons: 1
Coding region: 1-474 (157 amino acids)
Source: RefSeq, a predicted model, not a curated record